AUGGCGUCGUGGAAACAGACUAACGUCAACGCCUCGCGUGGAAUUCGAAGACGCUUCAUCGAACACAUAAACGGGUUUUGCAAUGGGUAUCCUAAGACAGAGUCCUGGAAAGAGGGUAGUGAUUGCUGUUUGUGGGAUGGUGUCACUUGUGAUACAUUCACUGGACAUGUGAUUGGCCUCGACCUUAGUUCGAGUUGGCUUCUUGGCUAUAUCGAUGAUGAUAGCAGCCUCUUUCUCCUCCUCCAUCUCCAGAAGCUAAAUCUCGCUUGCAAUGAUUUCCUUGGAUCGCAAAUCUCAUCCAGAUUUGGUAAGUUCACCAAAUUAACACAUCUUAACCUUUCUUACUCCAAUUUGUUUGGCCUAGUUCCCACUGAAAUGUUUCUCCUAUCUCAUCUUAUUUCACUUGAUCUCUCCAACUAUGGCCUAAGUAUGGACCAUCAUGGUUUCAAUAAGCUCUCGCAAAAUCUAACAGAAAUAAGAUAUCUUCAUCUUAACUCUGUUGACAUGUCUACUGUUUCAACUGGUUCUUUGGUAAACCUGUCUUCUUCUUUGAUAUCCCUCAACCUCAGGAAAACUCAGAUACAAGGCAAGUUUCCAAAUGAAAUAUUUCUAUUUCCAUUUCUCCAGCGGCUUAUAUUGUCAGCAAAUGAUCACAUCACAGGUAAUUUGCCAGAGUUUAAUAAGUGCAGUCCUCUCAAAGAACUGGAUCUUUUUUAUUGCAAUUUCCAAGGGUCACUUCCAUCAUCACUUGGAAACCUUACAGAAAUCGCCUUUAUGGAUUUGUCAGGGAACGGUUUUACCGGUCAAGUCCCAACUUCAUCAUCUAAACUUGUCCAGCUCACAUGGCUAUUUCUUGCACAUAACAAUUUUUUUGGAAAAUUUCCGGAUGUUUUGGGUCAAUUUCCUAGCCAGAUAAGCGGUCUUCCAUAUCUUGGUGACAUCAAGUUAAAUAAUAGUUUUCUAAGUGGCAGAGUACCGACAUGGUUGUUUACUCUGCCAUCUUUGGGGAGUUUAGAUCUUUCCCACAAUAAACUCAUAGGUCCGAUGGAGCAGUUCCAGCACCCUGGUCCAAUAAGGAAAGUUGAUUUGUGUGAUAACGUGAUUCAUGGUCCUAUUCCAGAUUCGAUUUUUCAACUUUUGGAUCUCAUAGAACUAGCCCUUGCAAACAACAACUUCAGUGGCAAUGUGCAGUUAAAGAUGCUUUCAGAGCUCAAAAAUCUGACGCGUAUUGAUCUUUCAUAUAAUGCACUUUUGUCAGUAACAGGAUCUUGCCCCAGCUUAAUGAAGUCUUUUUAUCCUCUUGUAGCUUAA
Molecule: messenger RNA, 1311 nt
Organism: Mangifera indica (mango)
Lineage: Eukaryota; Viridiplantae; Streptophyta; Magnoliopsida; Sapindales; Anacardiaceae
Product: receptor-like protein Cf-9
Exons: 3
Coding region: 1-1311 (436 amino acids)
Molecular function (GO): protein binding
Source: RefSeq, a predicted model, not a curated record